AUGUCGAAUCAGCUCAUGGUCGAGAAAAGGCGGCUGUCAUUUCGACGGGCCUUUGUUGCGUCUGGAAUGGUAACAAGUAUGCUACUUGCUGGAUCUGCGGAUGCAUUCGUGCGAGAUACCACAUCCAUGCGACGACAUUCCAUAAAUUUCGUAGAAUCGCCCUCCACCUUGGCCAUGUCAGCGGUUGCACCAGAAAAAUCCUCAGAGAAAUUCCGCACAAAGCCCGUAGUUGUAUCCGCUGAAGCCGAGCAACUGUCGCAUUCCGAAACUACUCUGAAGUUGACACCUAGUUAUGAACUCUUUCAAAUGUUGGCGGAAGAGGAAGGUGGAGAAAUGCCUGGCAGAAUCAGUGGAAAUGCUCUUAGGGAUGGAACUGUAUUGAAAGUUGGUCAACCCGAUGAACUAGAGGGAUUGCAACUGACCUCCUUCAAGGGAUGUGGUGGUAAGAUGUCCAUUGACACUCUUCCGGACCCCUUCAAGAUGGUUGAGAAGGAAUUGCAGCCAUUUUCUGAUUCCAUCAAGGAGCUUGUGUCAACAGACCAACCCGUCCUUUCCAUGGCUGCAAAGCACUUCUUUGAAAAGAGACACGGCAAGCGAUUCCGUCCAACAAUCGUACAGCUGAUGGCCAAGGCUGUCGCAGCUGCUACCCCUGAGAAAAUGUUCUCAGAUGAUGGUAAGCUUAUCGCAGUCGAAGGAUUGGAUGAGUCAGAUAUCGAACACACUGAAGGUGUUUCAGGCUGGGAGUGGAGUGGAGCCUCAAAUAUUGAAGUUGAAGGAGGAGUGAUCACACCUGAAAAUCACAAAGGAUCUGAAGUUUGGAGAAGACAAGCCCAAUUGGGACAAAUUGUCGAAAUGAUCCAUGUGGCCUCAUUGAUUCACGACGAUGUUUUGGACGAAGCCGACACACGAAGAGGCGGAGAAUCGGUCCACAAGCUUUAUUCCAACAAGGUCGCUGUCUUGGCCGGUGACUACCUCCUUGCCAGAGCUUCUGUUCUUUUGGCUCGCCUGGAAAACACUGCUGUUGUCCAAAUAAUGGCUAACGCUUUGGAAUCUCUGGUUGCUGGAGAGAUCAUGCAACUCAAGGCACCUGCCGAAUCCUUGUUGGAGAUGGAAACCUAUCUCCGCAAGUCUUACUACAAAACCGCUUCUUUGAUCUGCUACGCAUGCCGAUCUGCUGCGCUUCUUGGUGGCCAUGCCUAUGGAUCCACCGUCGCUACAGCAUGCGAAGAAUUUGGCUACCACUUGGGUCUCGCCUACCAAAUCCAAGACGAUAUUCUUGAUUUCACAGCAGCCGCCAAUAUCCUUGGUAAGCCUGCGCUAGCAGACAUGGACUUGGGUCUAAGUACUGCCCCAAUCCUAUACACUGCACAAGAAAACGAACACCUGCGACCACUGGUUAUGCGAAGGUUCAAGAAGAAGGGGGACAAGGAGACUGCAUUGAGAGCCCUUUAUGACAGUGACACUGCUAUGGACAAGGCCAAGGCGCUUGCUUUAUUCCAUGCACAGAGAGCUAUUGAUGCACUUUUGCGUCUACCACGGUCAGAAGCUCGCGAUGCUUUGAUACGCCUAACCCAUGCUGUCAUUACACGAAAAAAAUAA
Messenger RNA from Cylindrotheca closterium, 1599 nucleotides. NCBI's taxonomy places the organism in Eukaryota, Bacillariophyta, Bacillariophyceae, Bacillariales, Bacillariaceae. The record is from the annotation of a GenBank genome assembly.